AUGGACCAAGAUACUGAGGGGAAACAAGCAAUGUCCAAGAGACUGUUCAAUGUGCUCGGUGAUAUCGGGGUUAACAGGAAGGUGGUCGAUUUGAGGAGGAAAACAUGGUUGACUAUUGAAAAGCAACAAACUGCCUUCCGUACUAUAUCAAUAUCAUGCUUACCAAUAUCAAGCCUACACUAUUUCUACUUCUACAGCCAAUCUGAAGGAACGACGACUUUGGGGAUGGAGUCUGAUUCAGACGUAUUGUGCCAUGACUAUGAAACCCAUAUACUGCUCAAAUUGUCUGAAUGGCAAGUUGGAGGAAAAUAUACGGAUAAUUUCCUGGUUCUUAAGAAUAAGCAUUCCCCGCCGCAACACUGCAACUUGCAGAUACUUAGGCAGGACAAUCCACUGCCAGCCACACUCGACAUGAUACCAAAUGACUUUAAACAUAUGAUGGAAGUGGACAUGGAGGGGAGGUUGCUGCUUAAAAGCACACGCUUAGAUGAACUGUCUAAAACGCAUUUCGGAAACGAAUAUAUUAAGAAAGGUCCGUCAAGAAGUAUGAGUAAACAUAUUGAUUUUGUGUAUGCACUUUCCUGUAUCAGACGGCCAGAUGAAUGCAUGUUCCUUUUCCGCAGACCACGGCCGGGGCAUUGGCCCACACCUGCGGUAUUAGCAAAAGCAAUAAAGACUCCAACAUAUCUUGUCCAUCAGGGACAUCCUGAGAGUUGUCAUCCUGAACUGGAAUGGAGAUGGUCUACACCUCUUAUAGAACGACUGCUUAUAUUUGACUUGAAUAUGAUCAAACUUAAGGUUUACACAUUCCUUAAAAUAUUACGAAAAACAUAUUUCAAGCCAUAUUUUGAUGACAGGUUAAGUACCUACCAUAUGAAGACUGCCAUGAUGUUUACCUUAGAGAGCUAUCCAAAGAAAAUUUGGAAAAAGAACAACUUGCUGCAGUGUGUGAUCUUUUGUCUAACCACGCUCAGGCGCUGGUGUAGGAUGCAUUAUUGCCCACAUUACACCAUCUCUAGUGCGGACCUAUUUGUAGGGAAACUGAAGAAGUUUGAGCUCCCUCGCAUCUCUGACAUGUUGUUAGAUAUGAUAGAAAACAUAAGCAAGUAUGUGGUAGACAUAUCAAUGGACCGACUGGGUGAGAGAAUGUUAAUGUUGUCAAGACCAAAAAUCCCUAUCCUAAACCUUUGCACAAGAUAUGACAAUAAACUGAUAAUACUGCAAAGGUGCUUGGAGAUGCUUCUAAUUAUGUUUUUCCACUCAGCAUUCAACUUGAGAGGUUCAAAAGAGGAAAGCGCAUUGCAGCUAAAAACCAAAUAUAAAAAAGUGGAAAGCACUUGCCAUUCAGUCAAAAGCGACACUGAGGACGAGUUCACCAAGGAUGCAUUUUCCAUGUUAAUCAAAUCUUUGAAUUUUUUCAUAGCCUCAGUCCAGGCUUCAAUUUGCAUAGGGUCACAACAAGAUAUCACAGAAGAAAUAAGAGUGCAGUACCAAAAUUCAAUGGACUUCGAUUUAUCUUCCGGCAGAUUAAAAUACUCCGCCAUGCUGUACUGCAAUGGGAAGUAUGAGAAAGCUGCAUCAAUGUUAGAAGACAUUGAAGGACUUCUGCAUGGUGACUUGUGGCAGUUAAGUUUACAAAAAAGAGACACAUUCAGACCUAAUCACAUAUUUCUAAGCAAAGCGCUUGACAUACCGGUUUCAAAGAUUGUUAAGACAUCAGUGGCACUCAAUGUCACGUUUGUCUUUCAGGAACUGCACUGUGUACCCAAACAUUUGGUGUACGAGAUGUACAAAACUUUCACACCUGAAGACGCGCAACAAUACAAAAUUUGUGACGGUUAUAUGGACAGUGCAAUUAUUGAAUCUGUUCCAUUUCUCUACUACUUGCAGUACCUAACCUACAGAAAACUUAAACAACAUGACAAAAAAAGUGCAGCAUUGCAUAAACUUGCUAACUAUCUUGAUGAUGAAAGAAAUAGGCAUGGUUAUGUUGAAACAGCAACCAAUAUCCUAGGCCACUGUUACAAACUGCAGAACAGACUUGACCUGGCCUGGCAGUGUUACUCUAGAUCUCUGAGACUGUUUCCCUACAACAACGCUGCAAGGUGGCACAUGGCGAUUAUAAUAAACAAACUAAUCAAGCAAUGA
This is a messenger RNA of Mya arenaria, 2148 nucleotides long. RefSeq lists its product as uncharacterized. The record is from RefSeq and is a predicted model, not a curated record. Lineage: Eukaryota; Metazoa; Mollusca; Bivalvia; Myida; Myidae. Bases 1 to 2148 code for a protein of 715 amino acids. The transcript has a single exon. Gene Ontology annotation, molecular function: protein binding.